Messenger RNA from Brassicogethes aeneus, 885 nucleotides. The record is from the annotation of a GenBank genome assembly. Lineage: Eukaryota; Metazoa; Arthropoda; Insecta; Coleoptera; Nitidulidae.
AUGCUAAAAUUAAUUAUAAUUUUGUUUUACGCUAUAUUGAAAGAGUCAGAGACAAGUAUAGAGUCAGACGAUAUAAGUUAUUAUUUAUCCAAUAAAGUUUAUCCCAACAAAUCUACAGAAAUAGACCUAAAAAAUUUAAAUUUAAAUGAUCAAAUCAAAAUUGUUUUUUUAAUUCACGGUUGGAUGAAUAAUAGAGACAUAGAGUGGUAUGAGUUAUUUAAAAAUGGUUUUCUAAACAAAACUGAGGAUUACUAUGUGGUAGAAGUAGAUUGGGAAAAUGUAGCUCUUAAUGUGUAUUCUGAAGCAGCAUAUGGUGUCUAUAAAGUUGGGAAUCAUAUUGGUGAUUUCAUAGUAACUGUACACAAAACCAAUAAAAUUCCUCUGAACAACUUUCUUCUCAUUGGCCAUUCUUUGGGUGCUCAGAUCGCAGGUGCUGUUGGAAAACGUGUUACCAAACUAACAAACCAAAAACUACCAAGAAUUGUAGCACUAGAUCCUGCAGGUCCUAUAUUUACUGGUUUAUCUGAAGAUGAACGACUUAAUAAAAACGAUGCAAAAGUUGUCCAUGUUUUACACACUGACGAUGAUCUUCUUGGGUUUCCUGGUUCUAUUGGCACCAUAGAUUUUUUUCCUAACGGAGGUUCCAAUCAACCAGGUUGUGUGGAUUUCAGAGGAUCCUUUGAUGUCGAUUUCUAUGGGAGUUUAGGAGAAAUUGUUUGCGAUCACGUUAGGGCAUGGAAAUAUUUUGCAGAAGCAAUUAUAAAUCCCAAAGCAUUUAUGGCCAAAAAAUGUAGUAGUUGGAAACAUUUUAAAAAUAAUAUUUGUCAAAAUAUAACUAUUUUUUUGGGUGAUUUAUCAAUUAAUCAGACUGUUAAGGUAAAAUGA